AGCACACAAGCUCUCCAACCUGCUCACGGCCCAGCUUGUCUCGCCGUGCUAUGAGUUGUCUCUUUCGUCUUGUAUCCAACGAACCUGAUCCUGGAAGACUGCAGCCUCACAGCCUCACAUUCUCGUACGCUGGCAGCCAGUGCUAGCAUCCGCAUCGCCCGUGGCUUGUCGCGGUGCAGCAAGCCCCCCUGUGUCCUUGGUCACAGAGCACCAUCAUCAUGCCAGCGUCGUUGCCAUCAAGCCCUCCUCAAUCCUCUCAGUCAUCCCUGAUGGAUACCAUUCCAGAUGACAAGGGUCAUGAUUUGACCCUGGAUAGGCCUUCGCCCCGACGCCCCAGGACGCCCGCUAAGCUCCUGCGCCUUGGGGUGCGGAAUCGCCGCCACGAGUACCUGGUGAAAACCCCGUCGUAUUUUGACAAUCUGGAACAUGAACUCGCUGAUCCUAUCCUGUAUGAGCGUCUUGUCAAGAGAUUUCAGACUCCAGCCGAACGAGAGGCAGAAGGAAAAGCCAAGGGCUAUAGUCGCACUCUCGAAGCAGAUCUCGUUAGAGGCGAGACAAAUCUCUCAAACCUCUAUCCAGAACGAGAGCAGGGUAGCCGAACACCACAAGAUUCAAAAGUGCUACGCGAUGGAGGCGCGGGCACCAAUGCAUGGGACGCUGACGCAGAGGACAAAGAGCACGGCAAACAGCUUUGGCAUGCGUACCUCGAAGUCCGCUUUGUGGAGGGACUAGAUGAAGACUUCGAUUAUGAAAAGGUUGAUGACAAUUAUAAAUAUGACACCAUGGCGAUUCAGGAUGCCGAGGAUGCCUGGUUCGAUGACGAAGAGCCCAGUUGGGUAGAUGGGGAAACGCAGUUUCCCGUUCGAUUAGGAGAGACGGGUAUCCAAGAUUUUUGAGUCUCAUCGAUAGAAGCUCCCGUGGUCUUGAACCUUUUCAUUCUAUAGGGGUUCUCGGCUGAGGGCUGGGAAAAGUAAACAGCCCUCUGAGUUGCCAAGUAUAUGGCACUGCUGGGCGUGGUAUCGCAAAGGACAAGGCUUUCGCAAGCAUCUGGCCAGCGCUAGUGAGAGUUUGUGUCAUGAAGAUAGCGUGUCAUGAAGAUUGCUUGGUAAAACUUCGUGUCUGUAAACUCCCGAUCCAUAGAAUUUGUCUCCGUAAAAGUCUGUCUUCGUACCCAACGGACAAAUUUUACAUUCCGGCUCGGUCCGCUUUG
Messenger RNA from Trichoderma harzianum CBS 226.95, 1210 nucleotides. RefSeq lists its product as hypothetical. Bases 219 to 896 code for a protein of 225 amino acids. NCBI's taxonomy places the organism in Eukaryota, Fungi, Ascomycota, Sordariomycetes, Hypocreales, Hypocreaceae. The record is from RefSeq and is a predicted model, not a curated record. The transcript is spliced from 2 exons.